UCUCCACUUAGGGCAGGGCAGGGGAGUCAGAUAUGUAUCACCUGUAACCGCCUGCAGUAGCAGAUAGGCUGUUUUCAUCCAGAAAAAUGCCUCACAAUUAUUAAUGUAAGAUGAUCUCACCUAAAACUAACUUCCUGUUUCAAUGUUCAUGGAGCUUAUGAACAGUAAUGUUGGAGAUUUCAAAUCUGAAUGACUGCAACGAAACUUUCCAAUAUUAAUUUACUAUAAUACAUUGAAAUUUAGUAAGGUGUAGAAAUCUAAAGAAGAACAAUAUCGCUAGUUUUGCAGCAUAGUAGUUCAGGUGUGAUGAUCUGGGACUCAUGUCUUGACGUGGAUACAAAAAUACUGAUUUCUUUGGCAAUGAUACCAAAUUAGAAUAGAAAAUGGUCGACCUUAGCAUGCUAUUUCCCAUAUAUACUACUGAAGCAUCACUCUUAAUAGUUUUAUACUUCUAUCCACAUCAACCUUAGAGGUCAAGCCAAUGUUCAUCCAUUCUUUUUUGUAUCCUUAUUCUUUGAAAGUGCUUCUUUCUGCCAUGUUAUGUUUUUAUGCUUCCUGCCACAAUAAAUGAAGGAGCUUUAUGUUGAGAAAUCAAAUUUAUGGGAUACUUAUAUUAGUUAUCUUUUUUGAAUAAUGGUUGCAAUUUUCUGGAAAUGUUUUGAUUAUUUUGGUAAACAAUUUUAGUUAUAAUAAUGUUAUACGAAGUAUAUAAAGAGAUGCUAGCUGAAAGAACAUCUUACUUCAACAAGUCUAUUAAAGUUCAAACGAGCUUAUGAUAAAUUAGUAGUACCAUAUGUUUAAUUUUAACCCCUGACAUAUUAUAAAAAAUUGGAAACUAUACCCUUGUCUUAUUUUGACAUUUUAUACCCAAAUUUGGACUUUUAUAGAUUAAUAAAAGCUUGAAACUUUAACUUUAAAAUAUCAUAAUACUAGUCAAAACAUGGAUCAAAUAACAUUGUUUUUGUAUUGUAUGUCAUUUUAUUUGCCGGGAAUAUUAUUAAUUUUCUAGCUAACCUUUAUUUAGUGAAACUUUUAUACAUAAUUGGUCCUCCAAGAUUUUUGUACAUUAACUUGGUAGGGUAUGUUUAUUGGUCAAAAAACUAAACAAGAUUUGGUAUAGUUGGUUGAAAAUUCAAUUUAUAAUCUCGAGGUUACAAGGUCAAAUCCUCCCAAUUAUAGGUGCGUAUAAGGGUGAAAUUCCCUUAUCCUUCCCACUCACUUCCUGUUAUGUUCGCAAAAGCUGAAUAAAGAAACUGGGAAGGUAUGUUGAUGUUCAGUUAGGGUCCUCCAUACCUUUAAAAAAAAUGGUAAAAAAUAGAAAAAGAGAAAGAAAAAGAAGGGAGACUGCAAUUAAUUCAACUGGAUAACAAUAAUUCACAAAAGUUUGUGAUUUGCUGCCUUUUUUCAUAGUAUUUGGUGAUAGAGUAGUUUAAUUAUGGUGACGGCUAGACCUUUGUAUAAUAAGAAUUCUAUUUUGUCUCGCUUUUGACAUUCUUUUUAAAAUUUCAUUCCCAAUCCACCAUCUGGACUUUUUCAAGCUUUUGUAACCGGGUUUCACACUGAAAUUGAUGGGUCUGGCCUUAAAAAAAAUGAUAAUAUAAAAGGUAUCCUGUGAGGCAUAUAGUUGUUAAAAAAGAUCUUAGUGAUUUUCUUAUAGGAUAAAAAUAUUUCUUGAUUCUGUUUUGUUUAGUUCUGAGUCUGACCAAAGAAUCCCUGAAACUCCUUUCUAUGUUCCUGAGUUUCAUGGCAGAAGCUCGUUUACUGCAGUCAGUCCUAAUCCUCUUUCUUUUUGUGGUUGUCGUAGCUCAAGAUGAAACCCAGUUUAUCUACAAUGGGUUCCGAGGAGCCAACCUCCAUCUUGAUGGGCUUGCAAACAUCCAACCAAAUGGUCUUCUUGUCCUUACCAACACUUCAAAGCAGCUUAGUGGUCAUGUUUUCUACCCGAAGCCUUUCAAACUCAAUGCAACUCAAUCCUUCUCCACGAGUUUUGUGUUUUCCAUGUAUCCUGAUGUGGAAGCUCAUGGUGGUCAUGGACUUGCCUUUGUCAUCUCCUCAUCCAUGAACUUUGAACUCGCUGUUCCAGCUGAGUUUCUAGGACUUUUCAAUCUUUCAAACAAUGGCCUUGCUUCUAAUCAUGUCUUUGCUGUAGAGUUAGAUACUAUUCAAAAUGCUGUUUUUGGGGAUAUUGAUGGCAACCAUGUUGGGAUUGAUAUCAAUGGACUAAUGUCUAAUGAUUCUGCUUCAGCGGCAUAUUAUGAUGCAGAAGGGCGGACGAACAGGAGCCUUCAGCUUACUAGUCGUGAAGCUAUGCAAGUUUGGAUAGAUUAUGAUGGAGAUGAGAGGCUAAUGAAUGUAACAUUGGCUCCACUUCGUCAUCCAAAACCAGCCAGACCUCUGUUAUCUACUCACCUGAAUCUUUCUGCAGUAUUUCUUGAUUCUAUGUAUGUUGGGUUCUCUGCAGCUACUGGUCUUACUGCAAAUGAGCAUUACUUAUUAGGUUGGAGUUGGAGUCAAAUCGGGCAACUCCCAGGUUUUAAUUUCUCCGAGCUUCCUUCACUUCCCAAGAUAAGAACUCAAAAGAGAUGGCUGGAAAUUGUUUUUAUAGUACUUCUUGUUGUGUUUGUACUAUUGUUGGUCAUUAUUUUAGCAGUUGUAUGUGCUAUACGGAGGAAAAUGUUUGAAGAGGUUAAGGAACCAUGGGAACAGGAAUAUGCAUCCCAUAGAUUCUCUUUCAAAGAUCUCUAUGUAGCAACUAAAGGGUUCAAAGAUUCUGAACUUCUUGGUUCUGGAGGUUUUGGGAAGGUUUAUAAAGGUGUACUGCCUUCAACAGAAACCCAAGUUGCAAUAAAGAGAGUAGCCCAUGAUUCAAGGCAAGGAAUGAGGGAAUUUGUGUCUGAAAUUGUUAGCAUGAGAAGGCUUAGACAUCGAAACUUGAUCCAGCUUUUAGGCUAUUGCCGAAGAAAUGGGGAGCUUCUUCUGGUCUAUGAUUAUAUGCCAAAUGGGAGCCUUGACAAGAUCUUAUUUCAGAAAAAUGAAUCCAAAUCUGACCUUUCUUGGCCUCAAAGAAUGAAUAUUAUCAAGGGGGUGGCGUCUGCCCUGCUAUACCUUCAUGAAGAGUGGGAACAAGUUGUGCUUCAUCGUGAUGUGAAAGCCAGUAAUGUUCUGUUGGAUGCUGAUAUGAAUGCUAAAUUGGGUGAUUUUGGGCUAGCUAGACUAUAUGAUCAUGGUAGUAAUCCUCGAAGCACCAACAUCGUUGGAACAGUUGGGUAUCUUGCACCUGAAAUCAGUUUAACAGGCAAGCCAACUCCUGCCACGGAUGUGUUUGCCUUUGGGAUAUUCUUACUCGAGGUGGCUUGUGGAGUACAGCCUUUCCGCUUGCUCAAUUUUGCUGAGGAAGACAUUGUUUUGGUUGAUUGGGUUUUUGACUGCUGGAAGAAGGGAGCGAUUCUUGAAACAAGCGAUCCUAAGCUGGGAGGAUCUUAUGUCAGCGAUGAAAUGGAGCUUGUUCUAAAGCUAGGCUUACAUUGCUCACAUUGUAAACCAGAAGCAAGGCCAAGCAUGAGACAGGCAGUACAGUUUCUUCAUAGGGAUGCAGUUCUACCAGAUGUGCCAUCCGAUUAUUAUCUUGAAAGGAAUGGCCUGCUUGAUAAAUAUUGGGGAACAUCUGGUUCAUAUCCAUCCUCAUUUCAGGUGUCAACUAACUCCUUUUUUUCUGUUAAUUCAGUCAUUCGUCAUGGCCGCUGAAUAUGCAGUAUUCUGAAUAUAACUAGAUGAUUGAGUUAGUUGAUCUAUUAGCUACCAUAUGUAAAAAUGACCAUGUUCUUCUGAAAUCCUGUGGGAAGCAGGAUUUACACCUUGUAUUUUAUGAAAAUCAUAUUGAAAUAAAAUCUUAUUUUCUUUAUUUUCAUGAA
Molecule: messenger RNA, 3911 nt
Organism: Chenopodium quinoa (quinoa)
Lineage: Eukaryota; Viridiplantae; Streptophyta; Magnoliopsida; Caryophyllales; Amaranthaceae
Product: L-type lectin-domain containing receptor kinase IV.1-like
Exons: 1
Coding region: 1729-3744 (671 amino acids)
Biological process (GO): protein phosphorylation
Cellular component (GO): plasma membrane
Molecular function (GO): carbohydrate binding; ATP binding; protein kinase activity
Source: RefSeq, a predicted model, not a curated record